Molecule: messenger RNA, 2179 nt
Organism: Danaus plexippus (monarch butterfly)
Lineage: Eukaryota; Metazoa; Arthropoda; Insecta; Lepidoptera; Nymphalidae
Gene: Snmp2
Product: sensory neuron membrane protein 2-like
Exons: 10
Coding region: 472-2040 (522 amino acids)
Cellular component (GO): cytoplasm; membrane
Molecular function (GO): scavenger receptor activity
Source: RefSeq, a predicted model, not a curated record
ACUAUCGCUUGUUAACGUUACUCCAGAUACUAACAGAUAUUAUGUCGUGUAGUGAAUUUGAACGAUGGUUAGAAUAUUAUAAAAUUAAAAAAAUAUAGACGAUCAGUGUUUAGAAACAAUGAAGUAUUAAACAACACUAAGGAUAGAAUUAACUCCGUGCCGGUUUUAUGCUAAGCAAAUUCGAUUAUUGAAGUUUUUAAGUAACAAAAAUUAUAUUUUUCUUGAAUUACAAUUCUUUUGUUCUUUAAAGACGAAAUACUGCCUUCAGAUAGAACUUUGAAAAGAUUUAUGUCGACAAGCGGAAAUAUUUCACAUUCGGUAGUGUUGAACGAAAAGAAGCGAGUCUUUACGGAACACUUGUGGCUAGAAUGACAAAACUACUUUAAGUCUAAUGUGUAGAACGCUCCACGUGUUUAUAGGAAAUUAAAGUAUUGACUAACCGACCGGCCACAGCGGGCUAUUGUUGGCAAAAUGUGUAACUUUGCUUGCGGAAUGGUGAGCUUGUUGGGGGGACUGGUGCUGGUGGCAGUCAGCUCGUUUGUAGCCUUCGGAGUAGUCCCGGGAAUCAUAGACGGUGUCAUAGAGAGUGAGGUGGUGCUCAUCAAUGAAACGGAACAGUUUGAUCGCUUCGAGGAGGUUCCCUUCCCGCUCACCUUCAACGUCCGACUGUUCAAUGUGAGCAAUGCUGACGUGGUACUCAACGGCGGAGUCCCCGUCGUCACCGAAGUCGGCCCGUAUGUUUACAAACUUACUCAGACACGUGAGAUCGAGGAAAUGGGUGAAGACAGCAUCACUUACCGCCGACGAGACCAGUUUGAGUUCGACCCUGAGGCUUCCUAUCCCCUGACUGAAGACGACCGGGUCACCAUCGCGAACGUAGCCUUCCACAGCAUACUUCAGAUGGCCGAGCGAUUGUUUCCAGGCCUGAUGUUUCUUCUGAAUAAUAUUUUGAGUGGUGUGUUUGGCGAGCACUCGGGUCCAUUAAUGACGGUGCGGGUGGGCGACCUGCUGUUCGAGGGUGUGAGCAUCUGUAAAGACCCCGGCCUCAUCGGACUCAUAGUCUGCAGCCAGAUCGCCAGUAUCGGCGCCAACGUGAGGAACUUGGAGGUUUUGGAUGACGGCUCCUUGCGGUUCGCUGUUCUCAAAUAUAAAAACGACACCGUUAGCGAAAAGUAUGUGGUGUCGAGAGGUCUGAAAGAUCCUAGACAGAUGGGCAUCAUCGCGUCUUACAACAACUCAGCCUUCCUGACCAACUGGGUGAACUGGAUGAACGACAGCGGUGACGUCACGCCCAGCACCUGCAACAUGGUCAACGGGACUGACUCGGGUGUAUUCCCUCCAUUCGUCGACAGAAGCUCGCCCGUGUUCGCCUUGAACACCGACAUCUGUAGGUCUGCGGAGCUGAGGUAUCAGUACGACAGCGAGUAUGAAGGCAUACCGGUGGCUAGGUUCUCGGCCAACGAAUGGUUCCUGGACAACGAGGCUGGCUGCUUCUGCCUCAACACGACUACCGGCAUCACAAAGGAGGACGGCUGUCUCAAGAAGGGAGCCAUGGAACUGUACAGCUGCGUCGGUGCGUUUUUGAUUCUCUCCUACCCACACUUCCUGUAUGCGGACUUCGCUUAUAGGAAUGGAGUCAUAGGAAUGAAGCCGUUUGAAGAUAAACACAGGAUCUUUGUUGAUUUGGAACCAAACACGGGAACUGUGAUCAGAGGGAUGAAGCGGGCUCAGUUCAACGUGUUUAUGCGUCCAGUAACGAGUAUAACCAGCACUCAGAAUCUACGUACCACGCUCAUGCCGAUAUUCUGGGUGGAGGAGGGUAUGGAGUUGCCUGAAGACUAUGUAGACAUGUUAACAACACGCAUGCUGAACCGACUGCGCCUUGUUGAUAUCCUGAUCCCGGUUCUGAUAACGGUGUGCGCCCUCGUCGCUGUGCUGGGCGUGGUCAUCCUGAUACGAGUCAGAUACGCGAAGAGGAACAUCGCGCCUAGUAAAUCAACCACUUCGAUCACCCCCACUACUUAUACGAUUGACAAUUAGUUUAAGAUUAUUUGAGGACUUUUAACUGAUUUAUGUUACAAGCACAAGUACUGAUUGCCUGUAACUGUUUGUUGUUGGGUUACACAUAGCACAUGUUUUUAAAACUCGUUAUUGUUUUUAUUAAAAAAUAAAGUACGUA